Penicillium cinerascens is the source of this 447-nucleotide messenger RNA. RefSeq lists its product as uncharacterized. NCBI's taxonomy places the organism in Eukaryota, Fungi, Ascomycota, Eurotiomycetes, Eurotiales, Aspergillaceae. The coding region runs from base 1 to 447 and encodes 148 amino acids. The transcript is spliced from 4 exons. The record is from RefSeq and is a predicted model, not a curated record.
AUGGCCUCCUCUGCCACAGUAUCCACGACAACACCCCUCGAUGCCGCUAUCACCACCGCGUCUUCAUCCACACUACGCCAGCUUAUUAGGUUAAUAGGCCGAGAGGCAACUUCUGGUGAAGAAUACCGAGUGAGGACGCUGGGCUCGGCGAGAAGAAACGUGCCACGCUUCGCGUUUUGCGAGACUUGCAAGGCCGAGUUCGAUGUUACGAAAAACACCAAGGAGAGCUGUCGGUACCAUCCAUGUUCAGCUGAGCCCACCGGGGAAGAGCUGUGGGAGGAUAAUCGGGGUGAAUUUGACGUGGAGGCAUUCCGCGACGAAUUGCCUCAUUGCUAUACGUUCAGUUGCUGCGAUGGAAAUCUUGAAACUAACCCCUAUGGGUGCGUUCUCGACUGGCACAAGGAUGUGGUUGAACAGAAUCCAUACAAGAGGCCUAGAAUCAUCUAG